Molecule: messenger RNA, 3036 nt
Organism: Salmo salar (Atlantic salmon)
Lineage: Eukaryota; Metazoa; Chordata; Actinopteri; Salmoniformes; Salmonidae
Product: dickkopf-related protein 3
Biological process (GO): negative regulation of canonical Wnt signaling pathway; multicellular organism development
Cellular component (GO): extracellular region
Molecular function (GO): receptor antagonist activity; co-receptor binding
Source: RefSeq, a predicted model, not a curated record
GACCAGUACUUUACAUGUUGCGUUUAUAUUUUUGUUCAGUGUAUUUUUGUUCAGUAUAAUUGACUCCCUAAAUGAGGUGGGAGUUAGAGAUCCACAUAAAGUCUCCUCCCGGGCCUCUGGGGCCAGGAGUAAGCUCUGGUGCACCAACGGCUGGGGAUUUAGUGAUGUUAUCCAUUAAGUGCUAAAUAGCCAAACACAGGCAUGCUGAGUGUCCCUCAUUAACUGCCACCUCCAAAACCAGAACAGAUGAGGCGAGAUCGACUGCACUGUCUCUAGAAGAUGGAAUGAUGGGGAAAGACAAGAGGGUAGGGAAAGAAAGAACGGGACAGGGAGAGUAAGGGGAGUCAUGGUGAAAGGAAAGAUCUCUGCUCUAUGCUGUAAAGGGUAUAAUAAAUAUUGAGUAUAGUAAUCAUGUUAGUCAAAUUUUUGCCAAACUCUGUAUUCCAGUCUAUCCAAAUACGUAAUUAAAGUUGUGACAGAUAUGUGAGUAACACAUAGAUUGAUACUGUCACCCACAGAGCAGAUAAUAUAGUCAGCAACAUCUGCAUCUGUUAGCUUAGGUAACCAGAGUUGGGCCCUAGCAUAAAACUGAAAAAAAAAAAAAAAGACGUGACUCAAAAAAAGUCCAGAUGUUAAAGAAACAGACAGCAUCUCACUCCAGGUAGCCAUGCUGCAAAGCACAUUGUAAAUUAGACCUACUUUGGUCUGAAGAUUCCUGCAUCAAAAGUCAAGAAAGGGAAUCUGUAAGAUAGGAAAAAAGGUUGUAAAUAGACAAAGAAAAUACUUUUAUAAAUUCAAAAUACACAUAUAUUAAAUGUCAGACUUUUUCCAAACAGAGGGCUUAAGGUUGGACACACAACAUCUUUAUCUGCCCAGAAUUGCUAAAAGAUAGUGAAUCAAAUAUGUCACACUUCAUUGUCAUGGCUCUCCCGAGCUACAAAAAAAUGUUUUUAUCAGAUCUGGGUGAAAUAUUUUUUAUGUCAAAUACCUAUAAGUAUUUUAAGGUGUGCCUGGUUGAGCUAUUGAAACAAAACAAGUAUUAGAAAAUAUUUUUGAUGAUUUUGACAUUUGUGGUUAUUAUACAUGAGAGUUUUGCCUCUGUCGUGCAAGGCAACCACAACUGCCCAUCAUCUUUAAGGCAAUUAGUAGUACCCACAAUUGUGUCCUUUUGUAACACAACAUCUCUACUCUUUGGUCUUCAUCAGGAGACCUCUUUUUGUCUUUGUUUGUCAGUUGCUUAAUUUCGGGGGAUAAUUUGAAUUAACAAUAUUGUUUUGAAGUUUGAUCAUAUACAAUAACCAAAUUAGUAUGAUUAGUGUCCUCACUCUGGAAAUGUGUACAAAGUUAGGAGGAAGACACAAGAGGAACAAAAUCUAUUAAAUGGCCGCUUGAGAAAGCAAGCCGUCCCGCCAGAGUUUGUAUUCCCCCUCCCUGAUGAUAAUUACGUUUAAUGAGAUCUGGGGGUCGUCUGCAGUGUGCACUGAAACAAAUUACUCCCAGCAUGGGGCCCUUGGGGGGGGGGGCUUGUUUUUGUCCAGCACAGAGGGCCACUAGCUGGGGUCAACUGCGUUGGCCCUGUGGGGCUGCCACUCAACGACCCAGACCAUGAAUCUGUGACAUGUCGUUUCUGUCUGCUUUUGUCUUCACACUCCCCACCUUGUUUGUCUGAGUGAGAUAAGCCUUGAAGGUGCCUGUCUUGCUGCAUUGUGUGGCCCCUGUUGUCAAUGUUGUCAAUCCAUCAAGCCCAUUACCCCACCCCUGGACCAACACCCCUCCUCUCCCCCUUUCUGCCUUCGCAGCUGAUAAUUCUGCCAUCAUUUUCUGGUCGUAGGGGGUGUCUCAGUCAAUUUAGUUAAGCCAUUAACCACUAAUUGUCUCCUCCCACAUUGUGGCUUGAACAAACAGCAUAGCAGGGGGGAGAGAGAGGGUUCUCCAGGGCCUUUAUAAGCCAUGGGGCACAAGAGGAGCUUGAUAUCAAACACACCUGCCUAGACUGGCUGAGGUCUAGACUGGCUGAGACAGGACAUCUAUACUGGCUGAGACCCUCCAUUUUGGAAACUCUCUUCACUCUCUGUCGCAAUAUUUCUUCAACUCCAUUCGGACAAGCUCCUUUUUUCUCUCUUCCUCUAUCAUUCUCUCUUUUUCGACCUAAUUGCAUGUUUUGUGGAGAUGAUGUCAACCAGGAUUCUGUGGCUCCUGUCUCUCUGGCUGUGUAUGCCCUUGGCCCAGGGCCGUAUCUGGGCCUGGAUGCUCAACAUGCCCCACAGUCCCCCCAAGAAAGGACCCAUGGCUCUCAUGGACAGCACCCCUCCAGUCAACACCAAAGGAUCCACGGGUGUGUGUGACCAUGACCGCGCCUGUGGUCGAAGCUUCUCCUGUGACCGUCACUUUGGCCUGUGUUUUCCUCUCCGUGGGGAGGGCCAGUACUGCAGGAGGGAUGCCCAGUGUGUCCGAGGACUCAGCUGCAUGUUUGGGAAGUGCCACCGUCGCAUUUCUGAGGGACAAGAGGGUGCUAGGUGUAAAGUAGACAGGGACUGCGGCGAGUCUGUGUGCUGUGCCCGUCAUCACAGUGAGCAGUUGUGUAAGCGGCGUCUGUUGCGAGAUGAGAGCUGCUUCGUUCCCGAAGGCGGCCUAACGUUCAGCAUCAACCAGAUCUGCCCAUGUGAUGAAGGCCUGCUGUGUCGUGGCGCUGUUGAGCCCAAAUGGCGAGAGAAGGAGUUUGUCUACCACCCUGACACUACAAGUUGGACCUGUCAAGCCCCAAAGCCUUGAUGAACACUUUGAUCAAUUAACCAGUUAUUUAUUAUGUCAGUAUCGUGUGUAUACCGAUAUGACUGUAUAUACUAUAAUGUAAAUUUUUCUUACAUUUGUUGUCGUUUUGUAUAUUUUAACAAAUGCACUGUUUAGCGAGGCCAAUUACCAUCAUAGUUUUCUUGUCAAAGUAAAUCGUUAUUAAAAUCGAGUUCAUGUCGUCUGGUCAUGUCAGACAAUGUCAUCUGAUGAAAUAAACGCUAAAAUGAAAGCUGUUAUUUUGUA